GUGGUGGUGGUGGGAGGAGGAGGAAGGCGGUUAAUUAAUUUUUGUUCUUGCAUUAAAGGGGGGGUAUGGGGAGAUAAGUGAGAUAUCAGCCGAGCUUUCGGGGCGGGGGGUGCCCGUGUGGAUAUGUGUGUGUGUGCGAGGUCUGGAUGGUGCUGUGCGUGUGGACUUGGAUCAGAGACGGGAGAGACACGGAGGAGAGAAAAGCUCCGUGCUGGCACGACCCAGGCAAUCGGGUGACCUCUUUCUUCCUUUCUUUCUUUCUCUCCCUCUCUCCCCCUCUCCCUCUCCCCGUCCCCUCGCUGCCCCCGUCUCGCCGCUGGUCCCUCACCGGCGGUGCUGCCCCCGCCGCCGCGCUCCUGGAGUUGGGAUGCGGGGGUCCCCGGCGGCGCGGGGCUGGGGGGCUGCUGUGCCCGCAGGAGGCUGCUCGCAGGAGGACAGCGUUCGGCUGGAGAGCAGGAGCCAUUACACACGCUUCUGCUCUCCUUUGAGAGAAAGAGAGCGAGAAGGGAAGAAAGGAAUGGGAAGGAGCCCACUUCUUCUCGCUCAGUUCUCCAACGUCCCUACCUUUAAACCAGGCAAGGGAGAAGGAGCUUUCUCCCCUGCCCCUUUCUCCACCACCCGGAGCAGCUUUCUCCCUAUCUCUCCCCUUCUUUCCCUUUCUUUAUCUCCCUGUCCUCCAUUUGCAAGCUGUCUGCUUUGGUUCCAGUCCAGGCUCCACAACACAAAGCUUCUCCUUGCUCUCGCUCACAUGCACACACACAGUCCACAGGCUCUUUAUGUCUUCUGGAGUAACCUUCUUCUUCCCCCCCCCCCCCCCCCCCCUCCGUCCUCCUGGCUUUGUGGUUUCUAUUCUCCACACAGAGAGAUCCUCCUGGAGCUUCAUGUGGUCGUGAUCUGAUAGGAUUCCUCCCCCCCUCUCACACCCCUCUUUUGGGGGAGAAAAGGGAAAAGUUUCAUUCGUUUUUCUGGUGUUUGGAAGGAGAAAGACCUUCAAGUUUGAGUGCUUUCUGCAGCUGCUUUUGUGUGUGUGUCUGUGGGGGUCUGUUUGUCUCAUGAAGCUGCUUGCAUGUCUAAGAGGAAGUGACUAGUUUGGCAGAGAGCUGUGAUCUGAGUCAGGUAAGCCAUGUCAUGUUCUCUAGCUCCACCAGAAAAUGGAGGAGAGAGAGAGUAGACAAAGCUGAGAUGGGAACUGCUCCUAACAUCGUGGAUGCCUCUCCAUGUUUUGAAGCUUUGCUGGCAGAAGCUGGCUUAAUCAUGAUUUUUUCCCCUAGGGUUUCUUCAGUUUUUUCAAUGUACAACAUUGUGAUGGGUCUUCUCUCUGACUUCAUGCUAUCAGGAAAUGAGGAUUGGAGGAAAUUGUUCAGAUUCUCCUUCACACAGAGAAACACAUCCUUAGCUUUUUUGCUCUUAUGCUUUCAUGUGGAGGUCACCUUUCUAGACAUUUUUCUUUGGUUAAAGACCACAGAAUUUAGGAGGUUGAUCGGUUGACCAAAGAAAUUGUUUAUAUGUGCAUAUAUUUAUAGAUUUUUGAAAGCAUUUGGAGGUAAGUGCACGCAGCUUGAGGCUGCUCAGGUUCUUCCAGAGAAUAUCAUGAAAUGUCAUUUUUUUUUCUAGGUGAUGCUGUUGAUGCCUGAUUUAUGGGAUUUUUAACUUCUGAUUUUCAAGAGAAUUCCUUCUUUUGGAUGUAUUUUAAAUUAAGAUGGAAUAUUUCUCCCCACUCGCUAGGUUGCAUUAAAAUGAUAUUGGCAAGCUUUUAGUAGGUUCCUCAGAGCAUCAUAAAAUACAUAAUUUCUCUUGGAAAAUAUGAAACAGUUUUCACAGCUGUCUAUUUUGGUGUCUUAAAUUCUAUUUUCCUUUAUUUUUUCCGAAAAGUUGUGGCCGCAUUUUUGUUACGAUUUUAAUGCAGUUAUGGAAACCUAAGAUCUUUAAAGAGAGAUACCACUUGAAAAGGAAUUUGUUUGAUUUUCUUAAGCCACCCAUUUAUCUGAAAUCAUUUGGAGUAGUCUCAGACCAGUCCUCACUCUCUUCCCACCAGCCUCGAUUUGCACAACAGUUGCACAGUAGAUACAGUUGCACAUAAAAUUCAAACUACAAUGCUGAAAUGCAUGAAGGGGAUACCAGGAAGAAGUGUGCUGAGUUUGAAGGCACAGCUCCAUAGAAAGGUAAUGUUCAUAUGUAGACUGUCCUGAAGCAUUUAAGAAGGAAUGUACAACAUAUAGGAAGUACAAGUGACAGGACAGGAAAUUGGUGACUCUGAAUCAAAACACACCCCAACAUGGCCACCAAGAACUGAAAUAUUUGGUAAUUGUUAUGACUAGUGUUGGAGUUGGGAUGCACCUCCUGCAAGGUUAAAAUCAAUUACUUUUUUUUCUGUGGAAUAAAUUCCUUAAUAUAUAAUUUAAUGCAACUGGAAAGUAUAUUACAUUAUCAGAUGCACAUUGUGUUACUUCUGGUAGCUGGUAUGUCACCUAAAUUACUGAGAUACCAUGAUAGUCUCCAUCUUUCUGAAACACUUUCAGAAGUGGGCCAUGGAACAUACACUACUUCAGGUAUGCUUCACCUUAUGCUUUAACAAAGUAAGGAGUGGGGUCAACUAUUCAAUUUUUUUUUCUCCUUGAGGUGAUGUCCACUGAUGCACUUUACAGUUUCUGUGCAGGUCUAAAUCUGCAGCCACUGAAGGUGAUGAGAAAGUCCUCACUGAUCUCUGGUGGUCUGAUCAGAUCCUAAGUAUCCAUCUCCUCUAUUAGGGCUACAGUCUCCUUAGGUAUCUGAUUGUGUUACACAGUUCAAAAUACGGACUUCCCUCUAACUUGAGAGGCCCACUCAUUGUUUGCCUGCAGACACAUUUUUCUUGAACGUGGCAAUAUAAGAAACAAGUUUGAGAUUUAAGUUGGGGAUCUUCAUGGGAAGGCAUCUUGGCUCUCUGCUGCAGUGGCAGGCACCCUACAGGAAACCAGACGUCAUUGCAAUGGUUUAUGUUGGAGUGUGGCAUAACUUCUGUGGGAGUUUUCUUUAUUAUCAGACUGAAAUGUCAUUAGAGUAUACUAUAUUUUUAAUGAUGGUCCUUGUUGCAGUCUUCCCAGAUUGAUAUCCACCUUGCUUUUAGAAGACCAGCUGAGUGACUUCUUCUAUUUUUCAAAACGAGAUAAAUAAACAAAUAAGAAGUAGCUCUAGAAAAAUAAUUUUAAUUAAUGAGAUAGUGAUGACUAGCACGCGUCUUGUCAUAACGCACAAAUUAUCUUCAUUCAGAUAGUGACUUUCAGUUGCUUUUGAUUUAUGAGCAGUGAGCACCCAGAGCUUGUCUAUGGUGCAGGCUCUAAGAGAAACCGCAUUCUUAGGUUAUUCUUAAGUAUGUAGACUUGCUUUUCUUAAUUGCUUUUCUUAACCCCAUUAGACAUAACCUAUGGACUACUGCUUUAAAAAUAUUUAAACAACUAAUCGAUUUCCUUAUACAUUUUUAUUAGGUUGAUAGUGAACUACAUUCUGGAGAAACUUAAAAUAUCAUGUUUCCCUUUUUUUUCCCCCUUCCAAUCUUUAUUCCAAAAAGUAUUCCAAACAUUACCAUGUUAAAAUACAAUUUUUUAGUUUACUUCUUGUAUAUGCUCAGGCAAUGAAGAAUAUGAAUACAUAGUUGGAUGGUGGAGAUGGAAAGUAGAACAGCUGCAAACACAACUGGGAAAAAAAGAUGGUCAAUUUAAUCCAGAAAAGUUUGUAACUAUUUUUGGAGUAUUGUGAUUGACUUUUAUGAAGAUGUGAGUAACUGAAAAGAUAGCUGAUAAGGAUUGAAGGAAAACUAUGUUCAGCAUAGAUGUCUGGACAUCUGGCAGACGUUACUCUGGGCCCCAAGGAAUGGGCAAGUUUAAUUUUAGUCUUAGAAAGGAAAUGGGAAGAACCGAAGUCUUAUAAUAGUGCGAGUUACAGUUUAAGGAAGGUUACUUCAAAAAAAGCCCAAAGAUGCCUCUUGAAAUUUGGAACUCCCAGAAACAAGUGUGAAUGAACUUUUCCAGUGAACUUUCUGAUAAUUCCAAACAACAUGUGGAUGUACAGUGUAAGCUGAGUUUGCUCCAGUUUGCUGUAACACUUUCUCUGCAUGUUGUUUUGGAUAAUUACUUAAAUUGAGCAGAAUAACAUUGCUUUGUAGUAGGAAAUUGCAGAAAAGGAACUUCUGUCCGUGAAAUUAGUGAAAAGCUAUGUAGCAUUCAUUAAUUAACAUUGCCCCGCUAUGAAGCUAUCACUAACCAAACCUAGUGACAAAAGUCACAGAAGAAUAAUUGUCCAAAAACACCCAGUGAGAUACUGAAAUGAGUGACUGGAAGAAGCACACUGGUAGAGGAAAGAGAUGCUCUUCUGACAGACCAGAAAAGGUGGUCCAUGGAGACCUGUCUGACUCUUUUCAGGUAUCAUACUUCCCUAUAUUUUGCUGUGUUUUCUGUGCACUGUAGUAGAAAACCACAUAAAGGCUUUUUUUUGUUUGUUUGUUUGUUUGUUUUGUGGAUAUUUCUCUAUUUUGAACUGAAAUCAUGCCUUUUGUGAACUUCUUUCAGGUGAAAAAGGUCACCUUCUGCUUCUAUAUCAGGACUAUAUGAUAUCCUUGAAACUUAAAGGAUAUGAUCAAGCAUGAACUUCUAACUGAAUUUUCUCAUGUAAAAGAUCAUCCUUGAAGCAUGGAGGUGCUGCAGUGUGAUGGCUGUGAUUUUCGAGCUCCAUCUUAUGAAGACCUAAAAGCUCACAUCCAGGAUGUUCACACUGCUUUCCUGCAGCCAACUGAUGUCUCUGAGGAGAGUCCUAGCCAGCCAAGGUCUGGUUCCAUGAAUGCUAGCAACCAGACUGAAGUUGAAUUUUCUUCUGUAAAGGAUGAAUUUACAAUUGCAGAUGAAAUUGCAGGGCAAAAUGCAACAAGUCAGAUGGGGACUGGAAGUUACUAUAGCCAGAGCCAGACUUUCUAUGGUCAGCAUAUGGCUCCAAAUCCUAAACCAACCAACAAAUUUUUCCAGUGCAAGUUCUGUGUGCGUUACUUCCGUUCCAAAAACCUCCUUAUAGAGCACACACGCAAGGUUCAUGGAGCACAGGCUGGGGGGAGCUCAGUGGGGCCACCAUCCGCUAGUUCCUUAAAUUACAACAUCAUGAUGCAUGAAGGGUUUGGCAAAGUUUUCAGUUGCCAGUUCUGCACCUACAAGUCACCCAGGCGUGCAAGGAUUAUUAAGCACCAGAAAAUGUAUCACAAAAACAACCUGAAAGAGAGUUCAACUCCCCCCGCAGCUUCCACUGCUAUAUCUGAAUCGACAUCUGCUUCUGUGCCAGUGCAGGAACCCUGCAAGGAGCUGCCUGCAGAGGUGGUGGAACGGAGCAUUUUGGAGUCCAUGGUCAAGCCCCUGACAAAGUCUAGGGGCAACUUUUGCUGUGAAUGGUGCAGCUACCAGACACCUCGAAGGGAGCGCUGGUGUGACCACAUGAUGAAGAAGCACCGCAGCAUGGUGAAAAUACUGUCAAGCCUGAGGCAGCAACAAGAAGGAACCAGUGCACCUGAUGUACAGAAUAAGAGUGCCCAGAAUGCCUCCCCAAACUCUAAUUAUAUUUCCAUGAAUACAACAGGACGUGAGAUGUCUAAUGCCAAUGUCUCAAACUUCAGGAGCUCUAUGGGCAAUUCCCUUAUCAGGCCCAACUCUUCUACAUCUUCCAAGUUUUCUUCUGUGUCUUACCCUCAAAUGAAGCCUAAGUCACCUCACAAUUCGAGCAUAGUUAAUUUGUCUGACAGAUCCCGCUAUGGAAUUGCUGAUAUGACAAAUUCUUCUGCUGACCUGGAAACAAACAGUAUGCUAAAUGACUCCAGCUCAGAUGAAGAGCUAAAUGAAAUGGACAGCGAGAAUGGCUUGAACUCCAUGGAUCACCAGACCACAGGAAUGUCUGCAGAGCAGCUGAUGGGAUCUGAUGGCAACAAACUAUUGGAGACAAAGGGAAUUCCCUUUAGAAGGUAUAUGAACAGGUUCCAGUGUCCUUUUUGCCCUUUCCUGACAAUGCACCGCCGAAGCAUUUCACGUCACAUUGAGAACAUCCACCUGUCUGGGAAGACAGCUGUAUACAAAUGUGAUGAAUGUCCUUUCACUUGUAAGAGUUCAUUAAAACUUGGUGCCCACAAGCAAUGCCAUACAGGUACAACGUCAGACUGGGACACUGUGAAUUCUCAGGCUGAAAGCAUUGCCUCUUCUUUGAACGACAGUGCAGUGUCAUAUGAGAGUGGAAAUAUAAACGGUAGGAAGUCUGCUGGGAUGAUGGAACCAGUGCAGCAGCAGCAACAGCAACAACAGCAAUCACCCCAGCCCCACUCACAGCAUCCACACAAGUGCACAAUGUGCAACUAUUCCACUACGACUUUGAAAGGCCUCAGAGUUCAUCAGCAGCACAAGCACUCAUUCUGUGACAACUUGCCAAAAUACGAUGGACCACCAUCCAACACACCACAAGAGAGUGAGGCAGAUGCUCACACUUCUGCCAGCACGGUGAAGAAGAGCCAGACCUCAAUCCUUGGGCUCUCAUCUAAAAAUAAUUUUGUUGCAAAGGCCCCUCGGAAGGUGUCAAACGAUUUCCCUUUAGAUCUCUCACCAGUGAAAAAGAGAACUAGAAUUGAUGAAAUAGCGAGUAAUCUGCAGAGCAAAAUCAGCCAGAACAAACAGCAAGAAGAUGCUGUGAUUAACGUAGAGGAUGAUGAGGAAGAGGAGGAAGACAAUGAGGUGGAGAUAGAAGUGGAGUUAGACAGAGAAGAAGAGCAAACAGAACCAAUGAUAGAAGUUUCCAGUUCUUAUGCACCACAGCAAAUGUGGGGAAGAGAGGCUAAUGAUUCCCAGAAGGAGACGAACUUCAGAAGCUUGCAGCAUGAUUACAAUUCUGCCAAUGGAGCAGAGAUUGAGCUCACUCUAUCAGAAGAUGAGGAAGAUUAUUAUUCUUCCGUCAGCAUGAAGGAACAUCAGAGCCCUAAUGCCUCUGUUCUGGGGGGCCAGUCAAACAUGUAUGGUACUGAUCAGAACAAUGAGAAUGCAGAGUUUAACGACUCUGGCAGGCUUUACUAUUGUAAACACUGUGAUUUCAGCAACAAAUCUGCCCGGAGUGUUAGCACCCACUACCAGCGAAUGCAUCCCUAUAUUAAAUUCAGUUUUAGGUAUAUCUUGGAUCCCAAUGAUCAUAGUGCAGUAUACAGAUGUCUUGAGUGCUAUAUUGACUACACAAACUUUGAAGACCUGCAGCAGCAUUAUGGAGAGCAUCACCCUGAAGCUAUGAAUGUACUGAACUUUGAUCAUUCUGAUUUGAUCUACCGCUGUCGCUUCUGCUCUUACACAAGCCCAAAUGUUAGAAGCCUGAUGCCACAUUACCAAAGAAUGCAUCCCACAGUGAAAAUUAACAAUGCAAUGAUAUUUUCAAGUUACGUUGUUGAACAGCAAGAAGGACUGAACACAGAGUCUCAAACACUAAGAGAGAUCUUGAAUUCUGCUCCAAAAACUAUGGCAACCUCUACCCCUGUGGCUCGCGGGGCCGGUGUGCCAGCUGGCUUUAACAAAAGUGCUGCCAAGAGUUUUAGCCCCGAAUGUGAAAAUCAGAAGGAACCUUCAGUCAAUAGCGUGGUUGUUUAUGACUGUGAUGUGUGUUCAUUUGCAAGCCCUAACAUGCAUUCAGUUUUGGUUCAUUACCAGAAAAAGCACCCUGAAGAAAAAGCAUCAUAUUUCAGAAUUCAGAAGACCAUGCGUGUAGUUUCUGUUGAUAGGGGCUCUGCCCUGGCUCAGAUGUCUUUUGAGAUGGGGACACCCGUCUCACCAAAAUUGUCCAACUUGGCUUCUCCACCUCCCCCACCACCACCCCCAGACCUUGCUACUGAACUCUACUAUUGCAAACACUGUUCAUACAGCAACCGCUCAGUUGUGGGAGUGCUUGUCCACUACCAGAAAAGGCACCCAGAGAUAAAGGUCACUGCCAAAUAUAUCAGACAGGCACCUCCCACUGCAGCAAUGAUGAGGGCUGGUGAGCUGCCACCUGGUAUACAGAGGCCACCAGUGUCAAUGCAGCAGUUGAGCCGAGGUGGUUCUGAUACCUCUGUUAAUCCUCCUGAGAAUGAAAUGUUUUUCUGCCAACACUGUGAUUAUGGAAACCGAACCGUGAAAGGCGUGCUCAUUCAUUAUCAAAAGAAGCAUCGUGACUUCAAAGCUAAUGCAGAUGUGAUUAGACAGCAUACAGCCACCAUUAGAAGCCUUUGUGAUCGCAGCCAGAAGAAGUCAUCUGGCAGCGUGUCUGCUCACACCUCUGGCACUGAACGGGACAAGUCCAAGCUGAGAGCCCUCAAGUGCAGGCAGUGUAGCUACACAUCACCUUACUUCUAUGCACUGAGGAAGCAUAUUAAGAAAGAUCACCCAAAUCUGAAGGCCACGGUUACAUCCAUUCUGAGAUGGGCAUUUUUGGAUGGUUUGAUAGAGGCUGGUUAUCACUGUGAGUGGUGCAUUUAUUCACACACAGAGCCAAGUGGUUUGCUUGUGCAUUACCAAAGGAGACAUCCUGAGCAUUACGUUGACUAUACAUAUAUGGCAACUAAACUCUGGGCAGGUCCUGAUCCUUCCCCUCCUGCCCUAGUGUUGCCAACAGAGGCAAAGACCUAUAAAUGCAGAGACUGCAUUUUUGAAGCAUCUUCCAUUUGGGAUAUUACUAAUCACUACCAAGCUUUUCACCCUUGGGCCAUGAAUGGGGAUGAAUCUGUGCUGUUAGAUAUCAUCAAGGAGAAAGAUGCUGCUGAGAAAUCUGGCACACAGCCUGAUGAAGCUGGAGUCAGGAUGGAUUCUGAAGACCAGAUAACGACCUCGCAAAUGGACCAGGAAUCAGAGUGCGCGGAGGAUCCUAGCCUUUCCCAGGAGAAAACUGUACAGCUGGCUUCUGCAAACCCUGCCAUCUCCUCUACUCCCUAUCAGUGUACAGUCUGCCAGUCUGAAUACAACAACUUGCAUGGACUUCUGACACAUUAUGGCAAAAAACAUCCUGGCAUGAAAGUGAAAGCUGCAGACUUUGCUCAGGAUAUAGACAUUAACCCAGGGGCUGUGUACAAGUGUAGACACUGCCCGUACAUUAACACACGCAUUCAUGGCGUUCUCACACACUACCAGAAGCGGCACCCAUCAAUAAAGGUCACUGCUGAAGACUUUGUGCAUGAUGUGGAGCAGUCAACUGAUAUUGCUCAGAAUGAUGUGGAAGAGACAAGUAGGAUUUUCAAGCAAGGCUAUGGUGCUUAUCGAUGUAAACUGUGCCCUUAUACUCAUGGUACACUGGAGAAGCUCAAAAUUCACUAUGAGAAAUACCACAAUCAGCCUGAAUUCGAUGUUUUUGCCCAGUCACCACCAAAAGUGUCUGCUUCCCUGGAGCCAGACAUGGUGACUGAAAUCAAGGCCUCUCCAGAAAUUGCUGCUGAGGAUGUCGGAGAAAUCUCUGUUGCAGCACCUCAUUUCUCCAGUUCUCAUUUAGUGUCUCACACAGUUUUCCGGUGUCAGCUCUGCAAAUAUUUUUGCUCUACCCGGAAGGGGAUAGCCAGGCACUACCGCAUCAAACAUAACAAUGUCCGGGCACAGCCAGAGGGCAAGAACAACCUCUUCAAAUGUGCUUUGUGUUCGUACACCAACCCUAUCCGCAAAGGGCUUGCGGCACACUACCAGAAAAGACAUGACAUUGAUGCUUACUACACUCAUUGCUUAGCAGCCUCCAGGACAGUAAGCGACAAACCCAAUAAAGUGAUCAUUCCAUCUCCUCCCAAAGAUGACACUCCUCAGUUAAGUGAGGAACUGAGGAGAGCUGUAGAGAAGAAGAAAUGCUCGCUUUGUUCCUUCCAGUCCUUCAGCAAAAAGGGUAUUGUGUCCCACUACAUGAAACGUCACCCUGGUGUUUUCCCGAAGAAGCAGCAUGCAAGCAAACUGGGGGGUUACUUCACUGCCGUGUAUGCUGAUGAGCAUGAAAAGCUGACUCCAUCUGAGGAGAGGAAUGACUUCGAGAAGCCUGAAGUGGAGAGUGAGGCUCAGGAAAUUGAGUGGCUUCCCUUCAGGUGCAUAAAAUGUUUCAAGCUGUCCUUUAGCACAGCGGAGCUGCUGUGCAUGCAUUACACUGACCACCACAGCAAGGAUUUGAAGAGAGACUUUACCAUACUGGGAAGUGGCACCCGCUCUCAGAAUGCUGUCUACCAGUGCAAGCACUGUGAUAUGAAAUUGCAUAGCACAGCAGAGCUGACUGCACACUUGAAUGGUCACAAUGAGGAGUUCCAGAAACGUGCCAAACGUCAGGAGAGGAGGAAGCAGCUUUUGAGCAAGCAGAAAUACGCAGAUGGUGCUUUUGCAGAUUUCAAACAAGAGAGGGCUUUUGGACACCUGGAAGAUGUUUCAAAGCUUAAAGAACGGAAAGUGGUUGGUUACAAGUGUAAAUUUUGUGUGGAAGUCCAUCCAACACUUCGAGCCAUUUGUAAUCACCUCCGCAAACAUGUCCAGUAUGGGAAUGUCUCUUCUGUGUCAGCUACAGUAAAGCAGGAAGCUGAAGAUUCUUCAAACACAACUUUGGAGGGUUUUGAGGGAGCCAAAGACCCUGGCAUUCUGGAAUUUGCAGAAGCUGAAUCUGGAGCAUCCUUGGAAGAUGAAACCAGGCCUGGGGGCUACCACUGCAGCCAGUGUGACCGGGUUUUGAUGUCUAUGCAGGGUCUGCGAUCUCACGAGAGGAGUCAUUUGGCUUUGGCCAUGUUUACCCGGGAAGACAAGUACAGCUGCCAGUAUUGCUCCUUUGUCUCUGCUUUCAGGCACAAUCUGGAUCGUCAUAUGCAGACCCAUCAUGGACACCAUAAGCCGUUCCGUUGCAAAUUGUGCCCAUUCAAGUCCUCUUACAAUAGCCGCCUGAAAACCCAUAUACUCAAGGCUCAUGCUGGUGAACAUGCCUACAAAUGUUCCUCCUGCUCAUUUUCCACCAUGACAAUCAGCCAGCUGAAAGAGCAUUCCUUGAAAGUGCAUGGGAAAGCACUGACACUACCAAGACCCCGCAUUGUCAACCUUGCAGCCUCACACGCCCACCACACCUCCAAGAACCACACUCCUGCUGAAGAAGUGGAGGACUCUAAUGCUUGUGCCUAUUGCCUCUCAUCCUGUCACUGGACAUCACUGAAAAGAGCCCAGCUCCAACUUCCUUGCACCUUCCCUUCAGACUCUUCAUACUCGGAGCCUCCUGAUGUUCAACAGCAGCUGAACCACUACCAGUCUGCAGCUUUAGCCAGGAACAACAACGUCAGUCCAAUCCCUCUUUCAGGGAGUGCUGCAGGAAUGGAAAAAACGGAAGCCGUCCUUAACUGUGAAUUUUGUGAAUUCUCCUCGGGUUACAUCCAGAGUAUUCGGCGUCACUACCGUGACAAGCAUGGAGGGAAAAAACUUUUCAAGUGCAAAGAUUGUUCCUUUUAUACGGGCUUUAAAUCUGCUUUUACUAUGCACGUGGAAGCUGGGCAUUCGGCAGUUCCUGAGGAAGGACCCAAAGACCUUCGCUGCCCUCUUUGCCUAUAUCACACCAAAUACAAACGCAACAUGAUUGACCAUAUAGUUCUGCACAGAGCUGUUGCUUCACCUGCACAAACCAGCCUUGAGUCCUUGCACUGCUGAAACAACUGGUAGCAAAUGGUAUGAUUAUACACCCACUGCACUGGAAGAGGUAAAACAGUAAAAUAAGUUUUAAUGCAAAUGGGAGCUUAGCUGCUAAAGAAUCUACUGAAGGAAGCACAAGGAUCUUCUCAGGCUUUAGAAGUGAUGGUAGUGAAGUUAGUAUGGUCAUCCUUUGAAGUUAUUUCCAGUGCAUGUAUCCAGAUUAAAAAUAAAACAAAAAAUAACCUUUCAGUUGUGUUUACUGCUUGGCAUAUGAAGCAGAUGAUUUUGACAAGAUUUAACAUGCACUGUUAAAUCCCUCUCAUGGGAGAGAGGCUGAGAGACGCUGAACACAGUCUGAGAUAUCCUUCCUCUUAUUGGCAUUGUAUUUAUCAAAUGAGCAUGGUGCUGAACUGUGGUCCAAAAAAAAUUAAUUUUUUAGGUAGAUGGAGUAGUGCAGCAUGUAAAAUCAAGAGUGAAGCAUUUGAUCUAUUUAAUAUUUAAUUUUCAUCCAGUGUAAAAAGACACGUUCACAGAUGCAUAAUUCUUAUAUUCUUUCCAAAUUGUUGCAGCUGUAGCCCUUGAUGAAACAGCAUGUGUUUGAAGUGGAGAGUAUAUGUGUCUCUUAAUAGGUGGCUGUGGAAGUUGACUCAUACAGGGCUAAAGCUUAUAAGCUAUAAGGCUGAAUGGCUUAUAAGAAAGAAUUACAUGAGGAAUUUGCUUCCUGCUAAGGAUGUGGGGAAACAGGAUGCAUCCAAGAGUCUUCCUACAGGUGUAACCUAUUCUGUUCAAUCAGUUCUUUAUCAGUGUAGAAGCUGUUCAGUGUCCCUUCUGUAGGCACAUGUAAAGCACAGGCUCCUUGCCUUUUGGUGAGCUGUAUCAAAGGAUUGACACAGCUGGAAGGUUUGGUCCUCUGCUGUGCAGGCAUGUGAAGAGAUGAAGUGUGGCUAGGCAAGCAUGGGGACCUUCUAUGGAGAAGAAAGUGAAAUCUUGCUCCACAGCCAGCAGAGCAACUGGGGUUUAACUUAGUCUGGACAGUGCAGUUCAGUUUCAUUAUCCUUUUUGGUACCAUUCCCAUCACACAUUUUGAAACACAAUAAAUGUCUAGGUCUGAUGCAACUUACCAGGAUCGGUAUUAGGUCUACUUUGAAGUCCUUGGGGUUUUAUAUUUUCUUCUUUUUGAGAUCAUUUUACUCUCUUGCUGGUACAGAUAGGGUUUUUUCUUUCAUUGAAUAGAAAUCCCAUCCAUUUCUAUUGACUGGUAAAUUCAAGACAAAAAAGUGAAAUUUUCAACUUAAUAUACCUCCCCAAAGGCUUCAAUGCUAAAUAUCCUGUUUCCAUGCACAUGGUUGUUUCUGCUGUUAUCCCUUGUAGACACAUCUUCAUUCAUACGUACGCCUGUGCUCUGCUUGCUUUUGGCUAAUGGAGCACGAAAUGCUAUGUGUUAAGUGAUUGUAAUUACGAUUUACAUUGAUUAUGGCAAAAAUACAUAUGGACAAACACCUGACAUACCAAAUAAUUUGUCUGUAGGACUGUUUGUGCUUGGUCUAUGUUUAAGGGAAGGAACUGAGUCACAUAUAGUAUGGUGUGUUGCUGGGUAAAGAUUUUUCCUUAUAUUGAAGGACUGAUAAAGCCAGUCUUUAUCUAUACCUUGAGGGAAAAAGUACAUGUCUGCUUUGUGUUGCUGUACUGCAAGUACCUCGUGCAUUGGUGAUCUUUCAGUGUGUUCUCUGAUCUGCACUGGAAUUAACCUGGAUAUUUCUGUCUAAGAUUAAAUUUCUUAAACUGAGAUUAUGCUGUUUAGGUGUUUGUUUUGAUAUUUUUAUUUUUUCCUUAUACUUCUUGCUACGGUUACACAAUUUGUGACAUCUUUUUUAUGAGGCAUACACUGGAGUCCUUUUUUAGAUGUUGUUAAAUCUGAAGAAGUCUACAUCUGGAAAAAAAAAAAACCUAAAUCUUUCAAUUUGUGUAGGAACUUCUAUGGUUUGCUGGAGUUUUGCCAGUUGUUCAUGUAUGAUAAAUGCAGUCUGAAUGAAUAAUUAAAUACAAACAGCUUUGUAGAGGCAAAACAGGUCUGGGAACAUCACCUUACAAAAUGUGAAGUUCUGGGUUCAGAUGACCCUGGAAGUUCCAAGACAUUGCCUGGAGGAAACUCACUAUGAAUACUCAUGUAAAGCUUCUAAAUCAUCCCUUAAAAGUAAAAUCCUUCAGGCUAUAAUUGGUGUUUACUUUUAUCUCGUUUUUUCUCAUGUUACUGUGCUGCUUUUCAUUUGAUGAGCAUAUGUGUGAUUGUCUGUGAGAUAAUAGGUUUCCUUGAUGUGAGUUGGGAGAUGCUGCAUUGCUUCAUAGUGGUAGAUAAAAUGUUUCUGUGGUGUUUGUUUUUAAAUCUAUGCCAUAUGCUAGAGGAAAGGUGAAUCUUCAGUUAUUUUAGUUGGUGUUUCUUUUUUUGAACACUUAACUUGGCUUUUCCACUUUUGAAACCAGCUGCUUCGCUUCCUUCAGGAAGUCCAAAAGCACACAGUGGCAACAACCUUCUAAAAAAGUCUUUCUCUGGCCACAGAAUCACAACGUCAGAUUCUGUUGUCUUUUAGACUAUUUUCCCUUCCCUGCUUCCCACAUUGAAAGGCCACAAGUCAGCAUCUGUAUAGCUAGAGACGUUGUUAGUAUAGAAAAGAACCACAAGACCUCAGCAUUUUUCGAAGGCAUAGCUUUGGGAAAAGUUUUACUUUUUGAAGUGGCCAAAGAGGAAGCCAAGAGGUAGGAAAGCUUCAGUGUACAGGGAGAAGCUGAGGAGGAUGGAGUAUUUUGAUGGGCUGUGGAACAGGUCUCGUGAGCAGUGGUAGUGUGUGAGUUGGCUACAGAUGAGAGAAUAGUGGAGCUUUUGCCACCUUCCAGAAAAGCCAUAAAGCAGUCUGUAUUUCUUUAGUUGUCUUUGGAAGCGAUGUUACCCACCUCACUAAAGGGAAGGGACCAUUAGCUCAGAUCCAUAUGAGGAUUGCCCUUACCCCUCAUGUUAACUGAGUUUCUGGCCUACGGUUUUUUGCUCAUUUGUUUUUACCUGUUGUUCAGGAUGACCUGUAUGAGGAGGAUCCUCCUCUAAUCUGCAGUCCGUAAGGGAUAGCGGCACUAAAGUUCAGUGUUAAUUAAAAAGCCCAGUUGAGUAACAGAAGCUCAUAAUUGGUCUGUAAGGGAUUUUUUGGUGACCUUCAGCUGAAAGGUUAAACUUGGGAUUUCCCUCAUGCACACAGCUUGUGGAAACACAGUGGAUGAGUGUUACACACAUCCAAUUCUUACUCUGUAAAAAGACUGAAAUUAAUUACUACUUUGUUAAAUGUACGUUAUUUGAGAGGCGAAGAGUUUAGAAACUCAGUGACACCAUUUGCAGUACAUGCCUAUGUCCCUGACCUGAACUGUGGGAUGCGUGACAUGAUGUGUGCACAGAUUUUGAGUCUGAGCUUUCUGAAAGUUAUGGGUGCAUUGGGAGUUUCGGCUGCUGGCUGGACUGCAUGGCCUCUUCCAGGAAAAGGCACUGCCUUACUUGCCCCCUCAGUCACCACUGAGGGGCUUUGAAUAUGACAUUGAGAAUACCAGCUUUGAUUUUUACAGCACUCUGCACCUUCCAUUUUUAUUAGAUUUCUAGCAGCCAUUUCUGGACAAAAAUGGUCUAUUGAUUUGCCUGAUUUAUGACUGCUUUUGUAUUCGCAGGCUCUGCAUCUUGGUCACAGAUUGAGUCUCAUUCAUCCCCCAGAUUUCCAUUCCUAUCAUUGUUACCCAAAGAGCAGUUGCAUUUGUAGCCUUGAAGGAUUGACCCUGUUGUUGCAGAGAAGUUAUUUUGUGGGCUUUUGUGUGUGUGUGUGUGUUAGUCGAGUUUGGUUCCCACUCCUAUGCAGGCAGACUUGCAUACCCCUAAAGGAGGUUCUGUUCCUUGUGUAGGUGGUAGUUUCCACACUGUUGAAACAUGGCCUGAUACUUAGUAAAAUUUGUUAAGUGAACCUUGUCCUGUUC
This is a messenger RNA of Numida meleagris (helmeted guineafowl), 15626 nucleotides long. It is a transcript of the gene ZNF462, whose product is annotated as zinc finger protein 462. The record is from RefSeq and is a predicted model, not a curated record. Gene Ontology annotation, biological process: regulation of gene expression. Gene Ontology annotation, cellular component: nucleus. NCBI's taxonomy places the organism in Eukaryota, Metazoa, Chordata, Aves, Galliformes, Numididae. The transcript is spliced from 11 exons. Bases 4665 to 11642 code for a protein of 2325 amino acids.